UAUAAUUUAAAUAUUUGAAUGAAAAAUAUUUAAAAACAAGCUCUAAUUACAUUUAAAUUUUUGUAUUUAUGAUUAGAGGCUAAGAAUUUAAAUAACUUAACCAUUUAUCCUCUUCUUUAAACAUAUGUUAUUUAUCGAUACUUUUGGAAUAUCGAUGCAGUCACACAUGGAAUUGACAUGGCUCAAACUCAAAUUGCAGCGGGUGUAGAGUUGCUGCUCCAGGAGGCCAAAGACUUAGGCAUUGGCGGCCACAUCGCCGAGCUAGAAGCGUUGCCUAGUGCGGUAGAAUUCGCACGAGAAUUCUAUGCCAAGAACGCACCCGUUGUCGUACGUCAAGCUGUUGCCCACUGGCCGGCUGUCAAGAAGUGGACACCAGAAUAUCUCAAGGAGACUCUGAAUAACAAGAUCGUCGAUGUGGCUGUCACACCCAAUGGAUAUGCCGAUGGACUGGCCACACAGAAUGGUGAGGAGUUCUUUGUAUUACCACUGGAAACAAAAAUGCCGUUAUCAGAGCUCCUUGAGCGCUUUGAUGAUCCCAUGGGCGCUGUGCAUUAUAUACAAAAGCAAAAUUCCAAUUUUACCGAGGAUUUUCCCGAAUUGGCCAACGAUAUUGUACUCAGGGAUUUGAGUUUCGCUCAGGAAUGCUUUAAUAAACCAUCGGAUGCAGUUAACUUUUGGCUGGGUGAUGAACGCGCCAUCACUUCGAUGCACAAGGAUCCCUACGAAAAUUUGUAUUGUGUCAUAGCGGGCUACAAGGAUUUCAUUCUACUGCCACCACAUCAAUUGCCCUGCGUGCCUCGUCGCACUUAUCCCACUGGAAUAUAUAAGCGCAAACCUUGCGGUCAGUUCUACAUUGACCCAUUGAUGGAUGAGGAUACGCAGCAGCUGACGGAAUGGAUUAGCAUCGAUCCCUUGGCACCCGAUCUGGCCAAAUAUCCGCAAUAUGCCCAGGCACGUCCAUUACGCGUUCGUGUACAUGCUGGUGAUGUGCUCUACCUGCCCAAUUAUUGGUUUCAUCAUGUACAGCAAAGUCACAAGUGUAUUGCUGUAAACUUCUGGUAUGACAUGGAGUACGAUAGUCGCUACUGUUAUUAUCGCAUGCUGGAGCACCUAACUACGUCAAGCGGCAAUCAAAAGUCCUGAUUGUUAAUUCCCUGUGAUCCCUUCGUAACAAAAGUUUCCUAUACUCAGUGGGUCAUUAAAUAAAAUUUGUUAUCGCAUCACUUACAAGUGAUCAAUGUCAUA
Drosophila nasuta is the source of this 1245-nucleotide messenger RNA. RefSeq names its product Jumonji domain containing 7 (gene JMJD7). The transcript has a single exon. The coding region runs from base 178 to 1143 and encodes 321 amino acids. Lineage: Eukaryota; Metazoa; Arthropoda; Insecta; Diptera; Drosophilidae. The record is from RefSeq and is a predicted model, not a curated record.